Gloeophyllum trabeum ATCC 11539 is the source of this 753-nucleotide messenger RNA. Its product is annotated as Aldo/keto reductase. Bases 1 to 753 code for a protein of 250 amino acids. Lineage: Eukaryota; Fungi; Basidiomycota; Agaricomycetes; Gloeophyllales; Gloeophyllaceae. The transcript has 11 exons. The record is from RefSeq and is a predicted model, not a curated record.
AUGUCGAGUACUCAACAGAAACCAAAGAAAGUGCCGUACAUCCGGCUAGGUAAUUCGGGCUUGAAGGUAUCGCGGAUCAUCCUGGGAUGUGGGCCGUACGGGAGCUCCAAGUGGUUGGACUGGGUUAUCAGUAAUGAGGACGAGGUGGCUAAGCACAUCCAGACAGCUUAUGAUCUUGGCAUCAAUACGUUCGAUACAGCAGAUAUAUAUUCGAACGGGUUGUCCGAGGUAUUGCUGGGGAAGAUGAUCAAGAGACUUGGUCUUCCCCGCGACGAGAUUGUCGUCAUGACUAAAGUUUGGGGCGCGGUGGCGAAGGACUAUGACACCAAUCUUUCCGCCACCGCGUCCACAUCACCGCCCCAUCCUGAUACGAUAGGUUAUGUGAAUCAGCACGGUCUGAGCCGCAAGCAUAUCUUUGACGCGGUGAAGCACAGCCUCGAGAGGUUACAGACGGACUACAUUGAUGUUCUACAAUGUCAUCGAUUCGAUUAUGAUACUCCUAUCGAGGAAACAAUGCAAGCACUUCAUGAUAUCGUGAAGGCCGGAUAUGUCAGGUAUAUAGGAAUGAGCUCCUGUUACGCUUAUCAAUUCCAGGCCAUGCAAAAUUACGCCAUCACGAACAAAUUAACGCCGUUUGUUGUGAUGCAGAAUCACUAUACUCUCCUAUAUCGUGAAGAGGAACGGGAAAUGUAUCCAACGCUCAAGCGUCGGAUCGAUAAUUUGGUCUCCCCUGUCUAUGGGUCUGCUGGCUAG